Messenger RNA from Fragaria vesca subsp. vesca, 1615 nucleotides. RefSeq lists its product as uncharacterized. The record is from RefSeq and is a predicted model, not a curated record. Bases 443 to 1546 code for a protein of 367 amino acids. Lineage: Eukaryota; Viridiplantae; Streptophyta; Magnoliopsida; Rosales; Rosaceae. The transcript has 4 exons.
GCCUAAAUAAAAAAUGAGAUGAUUUCAUGACUUUGUCCAUUUGUAAGUUCUUGCAUCAGGUAUCUGCAAACGGCAUAUGUGUAUACACUCCUCUCUCUCUUUGAAACCAUUGUUUUUCAUUACAGAAAAUUGAGAAACAGAAAAAGAAACGAAAGAGUAAGGUUUGGUUUGUUCUAGAAUUUUUAUCACUACUUGGGUCUUACAUAUAUCAAAAUUUUUGCCAAGAGAAUGUCGAAGAAUGUUGAGCAGAAAAUUGUCUGCGGUCGGAAGACUCGGUCUGGUUAAAAAGUUUUCCUUUACAUCCCAACCUUUCUCAUCUCCCAAACCAAACAGAUUUCUCUGACUUUGUUUCACUUGCACUAAUCCAUCAUUAGCUUGUUUCGGCUUUGUGCAGUUCAGUGUGGAAUUUUCAAUCAACCUGGAAAAAGUUGUGAGAAUUGACAUGGGGAGGAACACUGCUGAAAUUGUUACAAAAGCAGGGUCUGAGGCUAUGAAGGAAGGCCAACGCAAAAAAUCUCUCUUUGCUUCUAUACACAAACCAACAAUAGAAGAUGGCAGGCCAAGAAGUAUGGUUAUCAAGAAAGUACAUACCAUGAUUCCACCUCACAUUAUUGCUGAAGCCAUAUCAACACUCCAUGGUGAUGGCCUAGAUCUGAGAUGGUCAGGCCCCAUUACUCCAGCUGAAAGGGAAUAUGUUCAACAGUAUGUGUUGGCAAAGUACCCACAUUACGCAGGUCUUGUCGAAGGAGAAAAGUUCGACUACACUAGCAUUUGCAUCAAUGAGGAAUCUCCUGAUCUGCUCACUCCUGAUGAUAAGAAAAAGUCACCAAGGGGCACUACUUUGAGGGAGUCACCAUCACCAUUCUCUGGAAGCAAUCUUCCUGACUUGGACAGGACUCAGUUGGAGACAUCAAGGUUGCUUGACAUCCUCACCGAGAAAUCCUCCUUUCCCGGAAGCUUCAUUUCAAUCCCUGAGGUGCAAGCUCGAAACAAGGUCUUGAAGCACUGUGGAUUGCCUGAUGAUGAGUACCUUGUUCUCUUCACUCCAAGCUACAGAGACGCCAAGGUGUUGGUAGCCGAGAGCUACCCAUUCUACAGAGGGAACUACUACAUGACUGUUAUUGGAGGAGGUGAAAAGGAAGAAGAAGAAGUCAUAAAGGACUUUGCCAGUUACAAGGAUUCCAAAGUGAUUAUGGCACCAGAGUCUUGGUUGGACUUGAGGAUCAAGGGUUCACAACUAAGUCAGUAUUUCAGGAAGAAAAGUAAGCACAAGCUGAAAGGGCUCUUCUCUUAUCCAGCAUUUAUAAAUGGGAUUCAUCACUCGCUGCAUUGGAUAUCAGAAGCUCACCGCAACUCAUGGCAUGUUCUUCUUGAUGCAACGGCACUUGUCAUUGGGAAGGACCACUUGAAUCUUAUGCUCCACAGGCCUGACUUUGUUCUGUGUAGUCUGGACAACUCCCAUGGCCAGACUUCAAAGAUCACCUGUCUUCUAGUCAGGAAGAAAUCCUUUGAUACUACAAUGCCUCCACCACAGAUCAAUGAGUGAUGAGUACUUUAAGCAUCUUAUGUAAAAUUAUUUAAGAAUAGAUUUGAGCAGACAACCAUAAUCAGUUAC